Nicotiana tabacum (common tobacco) is the source of this 464-nucleotide messenger RNA. RefSeq names its product nucleoside diphosphate kinase 1-like. NCBI's taxonomy places the organism in Eukaryota, Viridiplantae, Streptophyta, Magnoliopsida, Solanales, Solanaceae. Gene Ontology annotation, molecular function: nucleoside diphosphate kinase activity. The record is from RefSeq and is a predicted model, not a curated record. Gene Ontology annotation, biological process: UTP biosynthetic process; CTP biosynthetic process; GTP biosynthetic process.
UCUAAGAAGCGAAAAUGGAGAAGACUUUCAUCAUGAUCAAGCCUGAUGGUGUCCAACGUGGCCUGGUUGGUGAGAUAAUUGGAAGAUUUGAGAAGAAAGGAUUCUCUUUGAAAGGCUUGAAGCUCAUCACCGUGGAUCGUGCCUUUGUUGAAAAGCAUUACUCAGACUUGUAUGCUAAGCCUUUCUUUAAUGUGCUUGUUGAUUAUAUUAUCUCUGGCCCCGUUGUUGCAAUGGUCUGGGAAGGUAGGGGUGUAGUUAUCACUGGUAGGAAGAUCAUUGGAGCAACAAACCCAUUGGAGUCUUCUCCCGGUACCAUCCGUGGUGAUUAUGCUAUUGAUAUUGGCAGUAACGCUAUUCAUGGAAGUGAUGCAGUUGAGAGUGCAAGGAAGGAAAUUCCUCUUUAGUUCCCCGAAGGAGUUGCAGAGUGGCAGAGCAGCCUUCACUCUUGGAUCUAUGAGUAGAAA